AUGUGUGGAAUAGCUUUGAUCGUGUCCGGCAUUCGCAUCGACCUGUCAACGCUGGUCCCUGAUUCUCCCUCCUCCCUACCUUUGGUUCCACUUGGCUUUGCUUCGAAAUUCUCCGUUGAUGAUCUUAAAUCAGCUCUUAGGCAACGAGGUCCUGACAGCUUGGGCAGCAAGAAGGUUAGGCUCAUAGUCGGAUCCAGUCAGGGUAAUUUCCCAAUCGAAGAAGCAAACCAAGAAGAGGAUUUGGUGAUUUCCGUGCUUGAGCGAUCUGGAGAGUUUGGAGAGCAGGAGUGCUCCACUUGUUUGAGGAAUUUCGCCAGAGAAGAAGUCACUACAACGACAGAAAGUUUCAAGUUGGGGAAAGAUGGGCACUGCUCUGAUGGUGAACUGCACUUUAUUGGAGCCACAUUGCAGUUGAGGGGAAGGAGUCGUGUGACGCAACCCUUCCUGGAUUCAUCUGGGAAUGUUCUUGUCUUCAAUGGUGAGAUAUUUGGAGGAAUUGAAGUCGCCCAUGAUGAUAAUGAUAGUGAAGUUCUUUUGCAAACGUUGGUGAACUGUUGCUCCUGCCACUCCAAUGGACACUUAAAUGAGUGUUCUGCUAGCGGGGAAGACCAAAAUUCUGUACUGGAGGUGCUUUCACUGAUCAAAGGGCCUUGGGCUAUCAUCUAUUGGCAGGAAAAUUCAAGGACGUUGUGGUUUGGUCGAGACGCAUUUGGCAGACGGAGCCUUCUUGUUCAUUGGCCAGAUGAGGUCGACUCUCGGUUUUUGCUUUCUUCGGUGUCACCAUUUUCUUCUGCUGAUCAGAGUUCUGAUGUUGAUAUCAAAGAUGGAAGCAUGCCAAAUUUCUGGGAGGAGCUUUCUUGUGGAAUAUAUAGUGUUUCCUUAGAUUAUAGUCCUCAAGAUGGGUAUAUUGCUGGUGGUAUCAAGAGACAUGAGUGGGCUAACACAGUAUUACAAGAACUCAUUAGAUGGGAGAGAGCUUCUGUCUAUCCUCAAGCUCAUGACUCAUAUUUUUCCUCCUGCAAUUCGACGGAGCAAAGAGAGUUGCUUAUUUUACCUUCAGCGGAGACAAUUUACCUGAAAUCAGUACCUGUACAAAGUUCAGUAUCAAGGCAGGCUCGUAAUGUGCUGAGUGUUUUGAGGAAGUCUGUAAUGUUAAGAACUUCACAAAAUGACAUAUUUCAGGUGAUGGCGGAUGAUAGUGCACAAGAGGACUGUACUCCCAUUGCGGUGCUGUUUUCUGGGGGUUUGGAUUCUAUGAUAUUAGCUGCAUUGUUGGACCAGUCCAUAGAUCCAAACUGUGGGGUUGAUCUGCUUAAUGUAAGCUUUGAUGGACAGUCCGCUCCCGAUAGGAUUUCUGCUAAGGCAGGAGUAGAGGAACUGAAAAGAAUCGCACCAUCAAGAAGGUGGAAACUUGUAGAGAUUGAUGCUGACUUAUCGAAGUUAACCAUGGAGAUGAAGCAUGUUAUGGAGUUAAUUUACCCUGCAAAUACGUACAUGGACCUAAAUAUAGGGACUGCUUUAUGGCUUGCUGCAAGUGGUGAUGGUUGGACCUGUGCUUGCACUUGCGGUUCCAGUGAUGAGAACCUACGUGUAAAAUACAAGUCCCAGGCUAGGAUAGUCCUUGUUGGUUCUGGAGCUGACGAACAGUGUGCUGGAUAUGGAAGGCACAGAACAAAGUACAGAUGUGGAAGUUGGAUUGGCCUGCAUGAAGAAAUGAAACUGGACAUGCAAAGGAUAUGGAAACGGAACAUGGGGAGGGAUGAUAGAAUCAUUGCAGACAACGGAAAAGAGGCUAGAUUCCCGUUCUUGGAUGAAGAUGUGAUCAAAACUCUUCUUGAAAUCCCAUUAUGGGAGGUCGCAAACCUUGAUGAACCAAGUGGAGUCGGGGAUAAAAAGAUCUUGAGAGAGGUUGCACGAUUGCUCGGGUUGCUAGAAGCAUCAAUCCUCCCUAAGAGAGCAAUCCAGUUUGGCUCGAGAAUUGCCAGAGAAUCUAAUCGGAAGAAUUUUGGAAGCAACCGCGCAGCUAACUUGGCAUCUGCAGGAAGUGUAGCGAUUGACUGA
Messenger RNA from Linum trigynum, 2061 nucleotides. The record is from the annotation of a GenBank genome assembly. NCBI's taxonomy places the organism in Eukaryota, Viridiplantae, Streptophyta, Magnoliopsida, Malpighiales, Linaceae.